Cylindrotheca closterium is the source of this 1269-nucleotide messenger RNA. The record is from the annotation of a GenBank genome assembly. Lineage: Eukaryota; Bacillariophyta; Bacillariophyceae; Bacillariales; Bacillariaceae.
AUGCCUGACGAUUCCAUGGCCGUAGAUACACCAGAAACUCCUGCUCCUGCUCCCAAGGACAAGGACAAGAAGAAGGGAGGAGGUCAACCUUCGGCUUCCGAGGAGUCUGCCGCUCCUUACCCCGACAUGGAAUUUGCCCAAGAGAUUCACCGAUUGACGGUCAAAUCUGCUGGUGUGGAUGCGGAAUAUCAAACCAAGGUCUUCAAGAAGAUUAUUGAAGAAUUGGAGAAUCCCAGUUUUUACCGUCUAUUGCAAACUACCCUGUCCGUAGAUACUGGAUUGUGUUCGAAAGAAAAGUUGAAAGAGAUGGACGAGAAGAAUGCGGCCCAUAUGAAAGAGUUGGAAGCCAAGGUGGAAGAAGCAAAGGAAAGCGCUGGAGAUAUGGAAGUCAUGGACGCUAGAGUGAAGAUUGCUCGAUUUGCUGCCAAGUCUUUGACUAAAGACGAAGCUUUGGAGGCCUACAAGAAGCUUUUGGAGCUUCCCAAGGUGUCCAGUGGAAAGAAGAUUGAUGCCUUGAUGGAGUCUUCUCGUGUGGCAUCCUUCUAUGGUGAUACUGAUAAGAGUACAGAAUUUGUGGAAAGUGCACAAAAAUUAGCAACCGACGGCGGAGGUGGUGACUGGGACCGUCGUAAUCGACUAAAGGUAUACCGAGGUCUUGGACGAUUGCUAGAACGGGAUAUCAAGGAAGGAGCUUCUCUCAUGCUGGACUGUAUUGCCACCUUUUCGUGCAAUGAAAUGUGCUCCUACCCUUCCUUUAUUGUCUAUGCCACCCUUUCCAAUCUUUUACACAUUCCCCGGCCAAUGAUCAAAGAAAAGAUUUUGGAUGGACCUGAAAUUUUGUCUGUGGCCAAUGAAAUUCCUGAUGUGAUCAAGCUGGUGCGAGCCUUGUACGAUUGCGAUUACAAGGCAUAUCUCAACGCCAUGGUGGAAGUGGAACCAACACUUGUAGCAGACCGAUACUUGCAACCACAUGUGGCUUACUGGAUGCGGGAACUACACAUUAUGGCACACAAACAAUUUUUGGAUUCCUAUCAAUCUGUCACUCUCCAAGCCAUGGCUGAUGCCUUUGGGGUUUCUACCGAUUUUAUUGAUUAUCACGCCAGCCAAUUUAUUGCAGCUGGUCGAUUGUCUGCCAAGAUUGAUAAAUAUGGUGGAGUCAUUAUCACCAACAGACCAGACUUGAAGAAUGCGCAAUAUCGGGAAAUGAUUCAAAAGGGAGAUUUGUUACUGAAUCGAAUCCAAAAGCUGGCUCGUGUUGUGGACUUGUAA